This is a messenger RNA of Bradysia coprophila, 1616 nucleotides long. Its product is annotated as FERRY endosomal RAB5 effector complex subunit 3. The record is from RefSeq and is a predicted model, not a curated record. Lineage: Eukaryota; Metazoa; Arthropoda; Insecta; Diptera; Sciaridae. Gene Ontology annotation, cellular component: cytoplasm.
GCUGUCAAAAGAGUUUUGUUUACGAAUAUUUUAAUCAAACAAUGGAGCCUAACAAAACUGUGCAAUUUGUUUACAAUUUCCAGAAUUACGAUGGUCAGCCAUCAAGAAUUGAAUAUCCCAUCACUUUGCCGUACCGCGGCGAUAUCCGUGAAUUAUCGUACGAAGUGGUUGCCAAACAAAUGGAUCCAAUUAUGAAAAUGUUAGAUGCACAUGAAGAAUUGUACAAACAUCUGAGAAUAUUCGUCGAUAAGGAGAACCAGGACUUCUUUUGUAAUCGUGAUGAAGAUUUGCUGAACAAGGCGAGAAAUGGCCAAACUGAUAUUGACCAAUUAAUACGAGAAGCGGAGAAGCACUACAAAGAGGAGGUCAUUGAGUAUGCGGAAAAAAUUGGUCCAACCGAUGAAGAUAUUUUUGCACAGUCAUUCCACAGAUUAGUCCACUCGCCUCUGCUACCGGAAAUUUUAAUUAAAGAAAAAGCUUACGCAAAGACCAUCUCUGAGAUGAUUGUACGGAUGGAUAAAGAGAUUGCAAGCCUUAAUGACCGCCAGGCAGUGGAAAUGGAAAAUAAAAUUGAACAACUGGAUGUGUCCACAACAUCUGAAGACAUCAACAAUCUGCUCUCUCAACAAUAUUCGACACAAAAUAUGAUCCGCCAGCGAUGGGAAUCCGAAUUGGAGGCUCGUAAAGGCCACCAGAAAAACGAAUACAAAAACUGGAUCAUUGGUCAGGUGGGCGAAACACUGUGCUCGUCAUCGACGUUGACCGCCGUUGGUAAUCGCUCAUCCAUGUUUGUGUCAAUGCAGACGCCAUCGAUGGAAGAAAGUUUUACGAUUCAUUUGGGAUCACAGCUGAAACACAUGCACAAUAUACGAAUCCUUAGCGCCGACAUCAACGAUCUCUGCAGUCCGUUGCAUUCAGGCGACGAAAGUAUUACUGGACUGAAUAUGGCACUCGGUCUCUACUCGUCCUCGCUGUGUGGAAUCGUUGUCCUAACGCCGUCUGGGAGCGUACAAGCUAAUUCGAAAAUCAUCAAAAAUUUCCAAAUGUCAACUGAAUUUCAUUUCGAUGAGAUCAACGCCCAAAUUGAUAAAAUCCAAACCGAACUGUCCAAAUCGACGGGAUCACCAUCCAAACAUGCUGGCAAAUUGAAAUCGGGCGACUUUUUCAUCACACGCCACUCAAAUCUCUCGCAGACCCACAUCAUAUUCCAUUUGAUAUCCGACGAACCAUUCAACAGUCCCGACGAAAUCAAUUCUCGCCAUCCGGUGAUAUUGGGACUGCGCAACAUUCUGAAAACGGCCAGCAAACAUGACGUCACAGUGCUAACGAUUCCGGCGCUGCUACGACACGAAAUGUCUGAAGAUAUGACGGUGCCGUGGUGCAUACGACGUGCUGAAUUGGUGUUCAAGUGUGCCAAGGGAUUUAUGAUUGAGAGUGCUACGUGGGGCGGAGCGGAGCUGAGUACGUUGCAGUUGCUGUUGCCACGUGAUAUUUCCGAAGACUUAUUCAAUACGUUAGUGAGUAUGGUGCCGCAUGUAUUUCGAGUGGCAAAUCCGAAAAUUUUCCAGGACAGUGCGAAUGACAGUGGCAUGCCAUGACACCAGUGAUUUUAGUAA